Gossypium raimondii (Peruvian cotton) is the source of this 1612-nucleotide messenger RNA. RefSeq names its product 7-deoxyloganetin glucosyltransferase. The transcript is spliced from 2 exons. NCBI's taxonomy places the organism in Eukaryota, Viridiplantae, Streptophyta, Magnoliopsida, Malvales, Malvaceae. Bases 76 to 1527 code for a protein of 483 amino acids. The record is from RefSeq and is a predicted model, not a curated record. Gene Ontology annotation, molecular function: UDP-glycosyltransferase activity.
UGAGGGCUAUUAUAAAAGGGGUCCCGAAUCUUUCUUGUACUCCUAUUUUUCUACAUUUAGAAAUAUCAAUCAACAAUGGAUUCCUCCAGUCAUAGGCAUCAUGCAGUAUGUAUUCCUUUCCCUGCUCAAGGUCAUAUCAAUCCCAUGCUAAAGCUAGCCAAAAUACUUCACCAGAAGGGCUUUUAUAUCACCUUUGUUAACACUGAGUUUAACCACAAACGUCUACUUAAAUCCCGAGGACCUGAUGCUCUUAAUGGUCUCCCUUCUUUUCGUUUCGAGACUAUUCCCGACGGCCUUCCGCCGACCGAUGUCGAUGCCACCCAAGACAUCCCUUCCCUCUGCGACUCCACUAGCAAGACUUGCUUACCCCACUUCAAACAACUCCUCCGCAAGCUAAACGAUUUCGCGUCCACAUCCAAAGUUCCCCAUGUUUCUUGCAUUGUUUCGGAUGGUGUCAUGAGCUUCACUCUUGAUGCAGCUGAAGAACUAGGCAUUCCUGAAGUUCUGUUUUGGACCACAAGCGCUUGUGGCUUCCUCGGUUACGUUCACUAUCGCCAAUUAAUGGAAAAGGGUUAUACACCUCUCAAAGAUGAAAGCUAUUUAACCAAUGGGUACUUGAAUACCGUCAUAGAUUGGAUACCGACAAUGGAAGGUAUCCGAUUGAGGGAUCUUCCUUCUUUUCUUAGAACAACUGAUCCGAAUUUUGUUAUGCUUGAUUUUAUUUUAUCUGAAACCGAAAGAGCUCGGAAGGCGUCAGCAAUUAUAUUGAACACGUUUGAUGAUUUGGAGCACGAAUCAUUGGACGCACUCAACUCAAUGCUACCCCCAGUUUACUCAGUGGGUCCUCUGCAUCUUGUUUUGAAUCACAAUGUGGAUAAUAGUGAGUUGAAACAAAUAGGAUCGAAUCUUUGGAAAGAAGAGCCAGAGUGCCUCCAAUGGUUAGACUCCAAAGAGCCCAACUCUGUUGUUUACGUGAAUUUCGGGAGCAUCACUGUGAUGACAGCUGAUCAGCUAAACGAAUUUGCUUGGGGGCUAGCGAAUAGUAAACAACCUUUUCUGUGGGUCAUUAGACCCGAUCUUGUCGGUGAUGAAUCGGCAGUUGUGCCAGCAGAGUUCGUAGCGGAGACCAAAGAUAGAGGCAUGUUGGCAACAUGGUGCCCGCAAGAACAAGUCCUGAACCACCCUUCGGUUGGAGGAUUCUUAACGCAUAGCGGAUGGAAUUCCACGAUUGAAAGCAUAUCCGGCGGCGUGCCCAUGACAUGUUGGCCGUUUUUCGCGGAGCAACAAACGAACUGUUGGUAUUCAUGUACUAAAUGGGGAAUCGGCGAGGAAAUCGACAAUAAUGUUAAAAGGGAUGAAGUAGAGAGCCUUGUCAGAGAGCUAAUCAAAGGAGAAAAGGGUAAAGAUAUGAAGAAGAAAGCUGUCGAGUGGGAGAGAAAAGCAAAGGCGGCGACUGUCAAUUCUGAUGGCUCGUCUUACAGGAAUCUCGACAAAAUUAUCCAACUUCUAUGCACACCUAGAGCUUAAAAUCAAAGCCUACUUUACUUGUUUGAUUCAAAAGAAAUAUAUCUUUUAAGUUAAAUUAUGGAGUAUAAAUUUAAAUAUUAAAGUA